Molecule: messenger RNA, 1917 nt
Organism: Musa acuminata AAA Group (dessert banana)
Lineage: Eukaryota; Viridiplantae; Streptophyta; Magnoliopsida; Zingiberales; Musaceae
Product: F-box/kelch-repeat protein SKIP11
Exons: 2
Coding region: 309-1613 (434 amino acids)
Cellular component (GO): nucleus
Molecular function (GO): protein binding
Source: RefSeq, a predicted model, not a curated record
UAAAAGAGACUGAAAGGAGAUAGAAAUAGGAAUAGCUCCAACGCCCGGCUCGAGCUCCGAACGGCUUCUGGAGAACGAUAAAAAGAACGAAGAAGAAGAAGAGAAGACGGAGCGGGUGUUGUUCGAGGAAGAAAGCGAGCAGUUUGGUCUCCAAAAGGCGCCCCUUUUGCUCCCUUUCUCCACCUCUUGGUCGUAUCAAACCAAUCCUCUAAUUUGAAGCUUCAAUCAUACCUUGGGAAGGGAGGAAUAUAUUUCGGUGGUUACCAGUUGGAAAUCUUGAUCUUUGAUUUGAUUUGGGCUUGGGAGAUAUGUUGGAAAACGAUUCAGACUUCAUCUCGAGGGUAAUUCAGAGCUCUUCGGAACAGGAAUCCAAUUGGAUUUGCGUGGACUACGACUUCCUGGAGUCCUCGGGCAACAAGAAGCGCCCACUGGAUGAGGAGGUGGAAGAACAGGAACAGGAGGAUCAGGUUCAGGUUAAAAGGAAGAAGUCACCGCAGCAUCCCGAUACCCCUGAUAUCAAAGACGUGCAGCACGCUCUGGAAAAUUCUGAUAACCAUGGAAAUGAUGUGGACUAUAAUGACCCAAGCACAUUCAUCAAUCCUCUUGACAGGGAACUGACAAUUAGCUGUCUUCUUCACCUCUCCCGGUCCUAUUAUGGUACUGUGGCAUGCAUCAACAGUUCCUUCUGCUCGCUCAUCCGAAGUGGGGAGCUCUACCAGCUGCGCCGUCAGAUGGAGAUCGCCGAGCACUGGGUCUACUUCUCUUGUAGUGUCCUUGAGUGGGAGGCAUAUGAUCCCUACCGUGCAUGCUGGAUUACUGUUCCUAAGAUGCCACCUACCGAGAGCUUCAUGUGUUCAGAUAAGGAGUCCCUUGCCGUGGGCACUGAUCUCCUUGUUUUUGGGAGGGAGCUUAAUUCCUACAUUGUUCUUAGAUAUAGCAUUUUGACUAACUCUUGGUCCCCUGGUGUAGUAAUGAAUUCACCUAGGUGUUUGUUCGGAUCUGCUAGCCUUGGAGAGAAAGCUAUUGUGGCUGGUGGUACCAAUGCCCAGGGUGACAUACUUAGCUCUGCGGAGCUUUACAAUUCUGAGACACAGACUUGGGAGACCUUACCUAGUAUGAACAAGGCUCGGAAGAUGUGUUCAGGAGUCUUCAUGGAUAGAAAAUUCUAUGUCAUUGGUGGCAUGGAUAGUAAUAAGGAGAUGCUUACCUGUGGAGAAGAGUACGACUUGGCGAGAGGCUCUUGGAGGGUAAUUCCUAAUAUGUCUGCUGGUCUCAAUGGUGCCAGUGGUGCACCACCACUUGUAGCUGUGGUGAACAAUGAUCUUUAUGCAGCUCAUUAUGCUGAUAAGGAGGUGAGGAAAUACAAUAAGGAUAAUAAUGCAUGGGUGACAUUGGGAAAAUUACCUGAGAGAUCUGUUUCAGUGAAUGGUUGGGGCCUCGCGUUCCGUGCAUGUGGUGAAUGGCUAAUUGUUAUCGGCGGGCCAAGAGGAUCUCAUGGAGGGAUAAUUGAGCUCAAUUCUUGGAUUCCAAAUGAAGGGCCACCCGAAUGGAAUAUGAUUGCAAGCAAGCAUUCAGGAAGCUUUGUUUAUAAUUGUGCUGUGAUGGGCUGCUGAUUUCUCCGAUUCAUCUUGCCUGUAUUUUGCAAUUCCUGGAAGGAUGCACAAUAUUGGCUUAUUAGAGGUGCAUAAAAUACUGAUUCUGCUUAAUGGAUAUCAUUUUCCUUUAGAGAAGUUCAAAUUUAUCUGAAGAUCCAACUGAGUUUUCCUGUCCAUGUAAUUUCCAAGUUCCAUAAUUUUUUACUUCAAUCUCACCCCUCGUGUGUUUUGAAUUUGGAAGCCCGGCCGUAUUUUUGAAAAUAUGGUAUCAUGUAAAAGAAUGUUAGGUUAAUAAUUGGAGGCAGCCAAGUAUUUUGAUCAA